GAGAACGAAAGAGUCCACUAGUUUCCUUUCUCCUCACCUCUUUUACCGCACAUCGCGACGGUGCAUCUAUCAAAUUUCAAAAGCAAAAAUCGCCCGUUCGUUCAUUUUAUUUUCCUGCAGAAUUUUUGGCAGUGAUAAUUUUGGAAUUCUUUGGAUUUAUGCAGCAGUCAAGUGUGUUUCAGGAUUCGAUCGGGAAAACAAUGAGCACUCCAAGUUCCGAUAAACAGCUGAUUAAAUUGUACUUUGUCGUGCAGGAUGGUAAAGAGGUCAAAGAUGCCACCGAGGACAUGCAUAUGGCCUAUUGUUCGGUACGCGAUCUCAGCAUGGAAGAUAUCAUCAGCUGGUUAGACGAGAGCGAGUGCCUCCGGCUGCAAGCGGAACAAUUAACCAAGAAGCACGUAUUCGUGUUUGAACAGUUCUCCGGCCCGGCAUUCGAACACAUCCGAACGCAGUCGAGUGCCGUUAUAGUUGGGCCGCGAUGUUUGAUCAGUUGCUUCUCUGAUAACGAAGCGAUUCCGCGGGGCAACUAUCCGAUUUGGACGACGUCUAUGCGGAAUCUCACGGUUUGCAGUUCCGGACUUAAGCCGGAGGAGAAAAGCGAGAUCAGCCGGUUGGUUUUCUACAUGGGAGGUUACUAUUUGGAUAUAUUGACGGCGAAGUGUACGCAUCUUGUGGCCUCGACGGUGAAGUCGAUCAAGUAUGAGAAGGCCGCCGAGAUCAAACUAAAGAUUAUGCAUCCAAAUUGGGUGCAGGACGUGUGGGAGCAAAGCCAGCGAAAGAUGGUCAGCGCAACGGAUACGGUUUUCGGGAAGCAUACACUUCCGGUGUUCUACUCGCUGACGAUUACUUCGACGGGUUUGUCCACGCAAAAGCGAAAUCAGGUUAAACAAUUGAUCGAAGAUAACGGAGGGAAGUACAUCGGAGCGUUCAAAUCGGCGAUAACGGACAUUUUGAUACUGGAAAAAAGCUGUGUCGGCUCGGACAAAUUUCAGGGAGCCAUUCGAUGUAAGAAGGAAUGUUUGACCCCUGCUUGGAUUGUAGACAGCGUUGAAGUAGGCUAUGCCCUGCCGGUGGAAAAAUAUGAAGUUCGAGGGAUUAAAUCUUCCACUCCAACGAAGGACGACUCUGGGUUAACGGUGGCCGGGGAAUUUAAUCCGGAUUGCACUCAGCUGUCGAUGAUCUCGCACGUAAACAGUCGCAAUGUGACCGUGAACGAAAGUGUGAUGAGUGCGACUUCGCAAGCGGUGGGUAAAGGAGGCAGAGGAUCUACUGGCGAUUCAGGUCCUGUGGUAAAUCAGAAGAAAAAGUACCGAGAGGUACUGGCCCAGAUAAAUUUGACUCUGGCCAAGAAAGCAGGUUCUUUCUUGGAUGGAUGUAAGAUUUACCUGAGUGGUUUCGCCACCGAAGACAAAGAGAAGUUGAACAAAAUCCUCAACAGCGGUGGGGCAACACGGUUUGACGAACUCAGCGAUCGCAUCAGCCACAUCAUCGUGGGUGACCAGGUCCAGACGGACUUCCGGGAAAUCCGAAAUCAGAAGCUGACUCCUCAUAUUAUGACUUUGGAGUGGUUGGUACGGUCGAUCGAACUAAAGGCACCAGCACCGGAAGAAGACGAUGUGGUCUUCCAACCUAACCUGAAGGACAUAGCGGGAGAAGAUGGUCCCGAGCCUCCGUCCCCUGCUAGUAAGAAGAAUUUGGAAUCGAUGAAUAGCACCUUCAAGCGUCCGGAAGUGCCUAAACUCCGCUUGGAUGAUCCCAAGCCGGGUCCUAGCCGAGUCAGUCGCUUCGAAGAUGAUGUCCUCAAGGAAUAUAUGCAACAGAACACCUCCGUUCAACUACCGCCUCCGCCUGUGGAACCGAAGAAGACUCAACCAACCGCUCCGUCGCCCUCUAGUGGAUCCACCAUGCAGGAUUCUGAAAUGGAAAGCCAGUCGGAAUUUAUGUUCGGCAAAACGCUGUUCAUCUACGGAUUCUCCGACGAAGACGCACUGCAGAUCGUUUCCGAUUGCGAAAACUGCGGCGGAAUGAUUGUGGACGAGAACUACACCGAUAUCGUCGAUUACAUUUUGCUUCCGACGUGCAGCAUAGGGGAAAUCGACUUCGGCGUCAAAGGUCGGGAAACGGUCAACUGCAUUUGGUUGGAGACCUCGAUCCAGGACGGUAUUUGCCAUCCAUUGGAUUACUACUUCAAGCCGAUUUUGUACGGUGAAAGUGAUCCGAAAUCGUUAGAGGAUGAAAUUAUGGUAAUCAGCACGUACUCCGGAGCAGAACGAAACUUUCUAAUUGCCUUGGGUGGGAUCCUUGGGGCCAAAGUAGAGGAUCGUUUGGUCCGGAAAGCGGCACCAAUUGUGAUCUGCAAGGAGCCGAUCGGAGCCAAGUACGAAGCUGCCAUCAAGUGGGAUCUAACCGUACUCAGUGCCGAUUGGCUCCGCGAAUGUCUCAUGCAAAAGCGACGGGUUAAUGAGCAACCUUUUCUGGUAGGUAAAUCAGUCUGCUCUCCGAAGAACAUCACCGACGAUAAUCCAUCGAUCAGCAGCAGUCGGGUGUCGGAUUUGCCAGAUUUUACCAAGAAUCCAUGCCUUCCGACGACCUCUACUGACGACGUUGAUAUUGACUCAGUAUUUAUGCCAUCACCGAUGCCAGAGCCAACAGAGCCCACUCCCGCUGCUGAUCCACUCAAGGAAAAUCAACCGGGCAGCUACAAGUACAUUUCCGUCGAUAAAGCCCGGAACACAUCCGAGGUUAGGUACGAGUUUAGGCGACUGCCUACACCGGAACUGAAAAAGAUCACCUAUGAGGAACGUAUGGUCUACUCCCAGGAGCUAGGGGAAUAUGCAGAUCUGAUUAAAUCGCAGAUUGAUCAUCGCAAACCAUUCGAUCCGGGUCAUCUCGUUGAAACACCGCCGGUCAUAAGACAUCGUCGCCUUUCCGCGCUGACCGCGAUCGACUCGCCGGCCACUCCGACGUCAAACAAUAGCAGCACCAGUAUUUCCGAAUACGAACAGCUCAGCGUCACGCAGCGAGUAAUGGAGUUCGAAACUCCGAUCCGUAAUACGCUCUACAAGGUCCUCAAAGAAGCCGAGGAAAAGGAGAAGAACCUUUCCCCCCGGACAAAGAAAAUGAACGAACUGCUUGCGACGCCCGGUACCGGAAAAGCUGGACACGUGAAAACACCUUCCCUGCCGGAGUGUAUGACCAAACAGGUCACACCGUAUGGAUUCCGACCGGAUGCCGACCAGCAGAACCAUCUGUACCACAAACGGAAGCUUCUGGUGUGGGAACAAUUCUAUCAACCGAAGCAACAGAAGGAACGCCGGAAGAGUACACCGCUAAGCGAGAUCAAACGCCGCUUCUGGAGAGAAAACCUGGGUGACGAGUACGUAGACUACAUUGAAUCCAAGUACUCGAACACGCAGUUUCAACCGUUUCAGCAGGAUGAAUUCGAAGAAAAGAAAAAGCCAGCGGAGCAAGUGGAAGACUGCCAACCGAGCACUUCCAAGGCUGGAUCCAGCCGGAGCAAGGAUGUGUUCAAUGCAAUCAACGAAACUUCCAUAUUGAAGCCCAACGAUGAAAGCGGUGGAAGUAAAGGCAGUGAGAAAAGAUCCCGCGUGGAAGACGACGAUGAAGAGGAAGAAGAUCCGGGGGAAGUAGGUGGUGGUGCUGGUGGAGAAGAUUGCAUUCAACCAGUGGCAAAGCUUGCCAGUGUCGUUGAAGAUGAUCAGAUGAAACGGUUGAGUGAUUUGAUUGCCAUGAACAAGAACUCGGCGAAGAAGGUGAAGAAAUUCAAAGAGGACACGCAGUACACUGAACUUCCACGGUAUGAUUCGGAAAUGUUGGAUGGGCCCUACGCUCCUGCGGUGGGUUACGAUUUCCGCAUGGCUCGUGGUUUGGGGAAUGACCAAGCUCCUGCAGCUACGGCUACAGCCACCACUACCUCUACCUCGACCACCACCGGUGCCGGAAAGGACCGUAUGAGUUACAACGGAGCGCCAGUGUUUGCUCUGUCCGGGGUAACGGACCAGGUCCGAAUGGAGCUGAUGGAGAAAAUCCAGCAGAUGGAUGCUGAUAUUUCGACCAAACCGAACGAGUACGAUCCCGCUUGUACCCAUAUUCUGUGCAGUAAGCCCAACCGAGGGGAGAAGAUUCUGUCCGGAAUCGCUGCCGGAAAGUGGUUGCUGUGCACCAAGUAUAUCGACGAUAGCUGCAAGGCGGGGUACUUUUUGAACGAAGAACAGUACGCCUGGGGAAACCCGGAGGCAAAGGAUCUACCGCCGCUAGAGCCGAUGGACAAGCAAGUGGCCAAUGCGGCAUACAACUGGCGCCAUAAGAUCGCCCGUGAGGCGGGUAAGCACGACGGGGUAUUCACCGGUUUCCGAGUGCUCUUGUUGGCUCCCAAGAAGCAGCAGUUCAUACGGUUGCUCCAAUCCGGUGGAGGGUACGUUAUCGAUGUGGAUCCACCGUUCGUCAGCUCGGAACACGCCCUGACCGCAACGCAUUGCUUCGUCGAUUUGAAGAAGGCCAAGAUCAGCGCCCGGGACCACAAGGCGCUGGCCGAGGCAGGCAUUGCUGUGAUGAACAUUAUGUAUCUGAAUGCGUACCUCACAUCCGAAACGCUGCCGGAUCCGGCCAGGUAUCGGUUGGAAAUUUCAAAGUGA
Messenger RNA from Ochlerotatus camptorhynchus, 4655 nucleotides. It is a transcript of the gene mus101, whose product is annotated as mutagen-sensitive 101. NCBI's taxonomy places the organism in Eukaryota, Metazoa, Arthropoda, Insecta, Diptera, Culicidae. The transcript has 6 exons. The record is from RefSeq and is a predicted model, not a curated record. Bases 159 to 4655 code for a protein of 1498 amino acids. Gene Ontology annotation, biological process: DNA replication initiation; mitotic G2 DNA damage checkpoint signaling; mitotic DNA replication checkpoint signaling.